ACGACAACUUUUCUUCCUCUCGACUGCGACAUUUUGAACCUCAGCGCCUCGAUGUUGUGGUAUUGUUGUUUACACUUGAAGCUAGCUGCGACAUCUGGAUUAAAUAAGCGGGACUCGGUUGUGUGGCUCGCCGAUAGAUUGAUCUAAAAUCGGUCAAAGUCAGUCGAUGCCGGGUCACCGUAGUAAAGUCUGUUUCUUCCCCAGCUGACCUGACCUGUAGUCACGUGAUACGCUUCAUGUGAUCACCUGUUUAUCUGGACGGGCGCAGGCGUUACUGUUGUUGUCUUUCCAUUCUUUGUCGUAUAUUACAGUGCAUUUGAUACAUUUGGUUGGAUAAAACAUCACGAUCAGCAGAUUAAUGGAUGAAAAACCUGAUAUUUGAGAAAGAGGGAGUUUACCUCCACACAAAUGCCAAGAGGAGCAACCAUGACACGACCAUCCCAGGGUUCAUCCGCAUCGUGGAGCGGGCCGGCCUGCCGGCUUUAGAGUGGAGCCCAGUGGAGGAGGAAGGGCGCAGCGCCCCGGCCGUCCUCUACACCAAAAAGGAUGGAGAAGGAGGAGUCGAGGAUACAAACUUCGACCCCGGGUAUGAGCCGGACUGGGCCGUCGUCAGCAACGUGAAGAAGGACCGCGAUCCGGUUCCGGCCAAAGACUCAGGUCAGUGGUCGUUCUCGCUGCCUCUCUCGGAGCUCUACUCCCUCCGGAGGGCUCGGUUCUCUCUGGGCAGAAACUUCCUGGUUCUGACGAGUCGAGGGGGCCACCCGCUGCCCGCCCUGCACUUCCACAGAGGAGGAACCAGGGAGCUGUUUAGGGCCCUGCAACGUUACAUCGUCCUGGACCAGUCGCCGGUUGACGGGCGGCUCUUCCUCGCCUACCCUCACGACCCGGGCGCGCUCUCUCAGUCCUUUGAGAAGCUGCAGCUGUUCGACGACGGCGGCGCCGAUCUCGUUUCGAGAUUCAUCCAGGACCCGUACGCCACCACCUUCGGUGGAUUCUCCAAGGUCACCAACUUCUUCAAAGCCGCCCUUCGACCUCCGGGAUCCCCGGGCCACUUCCGCACUGCUCAGGAUCCCAGUCUGCCGCACCAGUGCGACGAAGAGCCCGACUUCGAGCUCAUCAACUGCGGCGUCGAGCUCGGUCCCAGACCAGACGUAAGCCGGGGACAACCACUGGACAAAUGGCACCAAUUUAUGGACCCAGAGGGGCGAGUGCAGGACUCUGAGAAGAUCAAGGAGAUUAUAUUCAAAGGGGGUGUCUCACCAGCUCUCAGGAAGGAGGUGUGGAAGUUCCUCCUGGGCUUUUAUCCGUGGAACAGCACGUUCAAGGAGAGAGAGGACAUUCUGCGGCUAAAAACGGACGAGUACUUCAGAAUGAAGGUGCAGUGGAAGUCGGUCAGUGAAGAGCAGGAGAUGAGGAACUCCCUCCUCCGGGGAUACAGGAGCCUGAUUGAGAGAGACGUCAACAGGACGGACAGACACAACACCUUCUUCUCCGGGAACGACAACCCGGGCCUGGCUCUGCUGCACGACGUGCUGAUGACGUACUGCAUGUACAACUUUGAUCUGGGUUACGUCCAGGGGAUGAGCGACCUCCUGUCUCCCCUCCUCUUCGUCACCCAGAACGAGGUGGAGUCCUUCUGGUGCCUGACGGGCUUCAUGGAGCUGCUGCACCAGAACUUUGAAGAGUCCCAGGAGGCCAUGAAGAAGCAGCUCCUGCAGCUCAGCAUCCUGCUGAAGGCCCUGGACCCGGAGCUGUGCGACUUCCUGGACUCUCAGGACAGCGGCUCUCUGUGCUUCUGUUUCCGCUGGCUGCUCAUCUGGUUCAAGCGAGAGUUUUCCUUCGAGGACAUCCUCACCAUGUGGGAGGUCAUCUGGUCCGGUCUGCCGUGCGACAACUUCCACCUGCUGAUCGCCUGCUCCAUCCUGGAGUCCCAGCGGGGCGAGCUGAUCGGCUCGGACCACGACUUCAACACCAUCCUGAAGCACAUCAACGAGCUGACCAUGAAGUUGGACCUGCAGGGCGUCCUGCGAGGGGCGGAGGCCAUCCACCUGCAGCUGACCCAGUGCAAGGAGCUUCCCCUGAAGGUGCAGCAGGUCCUGGGACUCUACAGCCCGUCCAGCUCCGAGGAGGAGAGCCCCGACCGCCCGGCCGGCGAGACGCAGCGCCUCCUCGGCGAGGCGCAGGGCGGCGCCGCCGAUGCCUCCGGCCCGGCACGCGUUCCCACCUAUCCUUAAACGCGCGGGACGGCCCCGGGGACGGAGAUACAUGAACGGUCUUUAUAGAAGAAGCGUAUAUAGAUACUUAGAGGCCGUGUGCGAUCCGCGGAGAUGGAAUUACGAGCGCCGUUGCUGCGUGUCGGGCGCAGAGGGCGCCGCCGAGGCUUCUUUCUUUUCUGAAUGUUACAAUUCAAGAUGUAAUGAAAACACUAUAGAGCGAGUCCUCUUCCUGCGUCCUCCUCUUGUUUACAUGUCCCGUGUCUUUCUACUCCUCCUCCUUUUACCUCCCGACAACUUGUUUUAGUCGAGUCGUGUCCGCCUGUGAGGCAGCGUCCUUCGGCCCCUCUGACAAGUGAAGAAGACAAAGGGGGGCUUUGUUAGCGUGACGCCGGCGCGAUGCAAAGCUGCCUGCAUGCCUUAUUCUUUUCUCCCGUGUGGUAACGUUUUAAUCCUUGUAAUUAUCCACAUGAUGUCGGAAUGCUUCAUCCGCUGAUUAUUUCCAAAUAAACUGUUGAAUUUAAA
Molecule: messenger RNA, 2738 nt
Organism: Gasterosteus aculeatus aculeatus (three-spined stickleback)
Lineage: Eukaryota; Metazoa; Chordata; Actinopteri; Perciformes; Gasterosteidae
Gene: tbc1d17
Product: TBC1 domain family, member 17
Biological process (GO): activation of GTPase activity
Molecular function (GO): GTPase activator activity
Source: RefSeq, a predicted model, not a curated record